This is a messenger RNA of Macadamia integrifolia, 2825 nucleotides long. Its product is annotated as serine/threonine protein phosphatase 2A 57 kDa regulatory subunit B' theta isoform-like. The coding region runs from base 975 to 2654 and encodes 559 amino acids. Gene Ontology annotation, molecular function: protein phosphatase regulator activity. The record is from RefSeq and is a predicted model, not a curated record. The transcript has 4 exons. Gene Ontology annotation, biological process: signal transduction. Gene Ontology annotation, cellular component: protein phosphatase type 2A complex. NCBI's taxonomy places the organism in Eukaryota, Viridiplantae, Streptophyta, Magnoliopsida, Proteales, Proteaceae.
GGGGGGGGAGAGAGAUUUUUCAUUUUUUUUCUAACAAACAAAAACGAUUAAUGUCUGUCUGACCUUUUCAGUUAGUGGGUUUCUGGAUUUCGACUAAUGACUUUUAUGCUUGCUCUUAUAUCUCUCAUCAGGACCAGUUGAACUCUUUGUGAGUAUUAUAAUCACUCAUCUUAUUAUUUCCAGUUGGGCAUCUUCCUUCUUCUUCUACUUCUUCUCUUUAGCUGUUUUGGAAGAAAUUAUCUAUUUGUAUAAAUCAUACCCAGAUCUUCUUGCCUUUUGAUCCAGCCGAAUUACAAGUAAUUUGGGGGAACAUAAUGGAAAAAGCGAUACCGGAGAUUAUACUUUUCUUGCACCCUUCAUUUCCUGGCCCUUGGUUUUAAUUGGAACAGUAUAUAAAACAUAAGCUUCAGUGGUGUGUUUCCUGAUCUCUGGUUUGAGUUGUGCUCUUGCAUCUGGGCUUCUGAUUUUAUGAUAAAAAUUUGCUUCUUUUUUUUUUUUUUUCGUCUUACUCUCACUUGGGUUUUACAGAAGGAAGGGGCAAAUGUCAUCUUUCAGAAAGUUGAAAAGCUGAGGGGUUUUUUAGCUUUUGUGGUUUGAUUGGGAUUUCGUUGGUUUGUUUGAUCUCGGAUUUUGAAGGGCGGUUCAGAGCAGAAAUUUUGCUUUAAUAGUGGCUUUGAUUGUUCUCUUCAGAUGAAGAGGGGGACCUGGCCCCCAUGUUUGGAAAUUUUGAAGAGGGAAAGAGCACAACUAUUCAGAUGGGGAAGUAGAGAUGAAAUAUUUGGGUGGAUUAGAAGACAGUCCAUUGGUAACACUGGUUUGAUAUGGGUUGCUGAAUCUCGGUUUUUCAUGUGACUGAUAUCAUUGGUUUUCUGUUUUGUUGAUUUGAGUGUUUUCUGCAUUUAAGGAGCUGUAAGAAACCACUCACCUAGCAGGUUUCUGGGCUUAAGAGGAGCUGGUUGUUUAUUAACUCAAUUAUGAUAAAAAAUAUACUUGGUAGGCUCCCUAGGAAGCCCUCUAAGUCGGCGGAAAAUCGUGAAUCAGGUGGAUCCUCUGGCCCUUCUUCAAAUUCUUCUGCCAGUUCAAGAAGCAAUGAUCUAUUAAAUAGCCGGUCUGCAAACCCAAACCAUGCAUCUCUUCCAGCCGUUAAUUCUGCUUCAAAUUCUGGGGUCAAUCAUGGGAAUAAGCUUUCAGCAGUUGCAAACUCAAAGCUGAAUGGAAAUUCUGCAACUUGUGCUUAUGAGGCAUUGCCUAGUUUUAGGGAUGUUCCCAGCUCUGAGAAGCAAAACUUGAUUAUCAGAAAGCUGAACUUAUGUUGUGUCCUGUUUGAGUUCACUGACCCAACAAAGAACCUGAAAGAAAAGGAAAUCAAACGGCAGACUCUGCUAGAGCUUGUGGAUUUUGUUACUUCUGCAAAUGGGAAGUUCACAGAACCUGUCAUGCAAGAAAUAGUAAAAAUGGUAUCGGUGAAUUUGUUUAGAGCACUCACAUCCCCACCGCGUGAGAACAAGGUUCUGGAAGCCUUUGAUUUGGAAGAGGAGGAACCUUUAAUGGACCCUGCAUGGCCACACUUGCAAAUUGUGUAUGAGUUCCUUCUAAGGUUUGUUGCAUCACCUGAGACAGAUGCAAAGUUAGCUAAAAGGUACAUCGAUCACUCAUUUGUUCUGAGGCUGCUGGACCUCUUUGACUCUGAGGAUCCCAGAGAGAGGGAAUAUUUGAAAACAAUUCUACAUCGUACCUAUGGAAAAUUUAUGGUACACCGCCCAUUCAUCCGGAAAGCUAUCAAUAACAUCUUCUACCGUUUUAUUUUUGAGACAGAGAAGCAUAAUGGGAUUGCUGAGUUGUUAGAGAUUUUGGGCAGUAUAAUCAAUGGGUUUGCUCUACCGCUGAAGGAAGAGCACAAACUGUUUCUUGUUCGAGCUCUGAUUCCACUUCACAAACCAAAAUGCAUACCCAUGUACCAUCAACAGUUAUCUUACUGCAUUACACAAUUUGUGGAAAAAGACUGUAAGCUUUCUGAUACUGUUAUAAGAGGUCUAUUGAAGUAUUGGCCAAUCACUAAUAGUUCAAAAGAGGUCAUGUUCUUAGGUGAACUGGAGGAGGUUUUGGAAGCGACUCAGCUUCCAGAGUUCCAGCGCUGUAUGGUUCCAUUAUUCCGCCAGAUCGCUCGUUGUUUGAGCAGUUCACACUUUCAGGUGGCAGAAAGGGCUCUGUUCUUAUGGAACAAUGAUCAUAUUGAGAACUUAAUCAAACAAAACUGCCAAGUUAUACUGCCCAUUAUCUUCCCUGCCUUGGAUAGAAAUGCAAGAAGCCACUGGAAUCAGGCAGUUCAGAGCUUGACACUGAAUGUACGCAAGAUCUUCUCUGAUCUUGAUCCUGAGGUAUUUGAGAAGUGCUCGGUCAAGUUUCAGGAGGACGAAGCAAAGGAGAAGGAGAUCAAAGCAAAGCGUGAGGCCACCUGGAAGCGGUUAGAAGAGAUUGCUGCAUCAAAAGCUGCAAGUCCCAGAGGGUCAACAGCACCACUGUACAGGGAACAAACUGGCCCAAACUUCUGGUUUUAUAUACAGAUUGUAUAUAUGGGGUUUACAGCAACUGCAGUCCAUAAUCAUAGAGGAAGAUUCGUAGUAAUUUUGGCUUUCUUGGUUGAUUUUCUAUAGGGUCACAUAAAGGAGCUACAAAUGAGAGGUAUCUUCCUACCUAAGUGCCAUAUACUUCUUUUGCUUCUAUUGGUUCUGGAAUGUGAAUUAAACCACUGCUCGAUCAUCAUUUAUUUAUGUGUAUGCCUUUAUUUUUAUUUCUUUAAAAAAUGGAAGCGUUUCUUGACUUGA